AAACCAUUUACGUAGAUAUGUCCCGUCCUUAAACUGUGUCUGUCUGCACUGUUGUUUGGAAUCAGAGACUGGAAAUAAUCAGUGAGGAACUCUGGUCUUCAGUACUGACACGUGCUUCAUAGACUCUCUUUGAUCUCAUCUUGUGUUAUCUGUCUGCGAUAUGAAUUUGAUACGUGAAUGUGUCACCUGGAUCUACACGAGGGAUAUGUGAAAUCAUUCUGUUGUAUCAAUCACUUGGUAACCUUUCACCUGAGCUUGCGGUCAGAGAUAUCAGCCUGAUAUCUGAGGAACGAAUCAACAUUUGUGAUAUCAACCUAUGAUUAACACCUGUGUCAUCAACCACAGUUAGGCUUUAUUAGAAACUAGAAUAACUAUGAAACUAUAGGCUGACAUCACAACAUAAAUGAAGCACUGUCUUUUCAUCUACCUUGCCUUUCUGUGCUUGUUACUCUACAUUGCGACGUGUCAUGCACAACGAGAACUGUACGAUCAUUUAUUUACCAACCACAGCACCGUAGUUCGGCCAGUGGCAAACGUCGUAAGCCCAGUGAACGUGACUGUGGGGUUUGGUCUAAUCAUUCUUGAGAACCACGACGAGAGACGGCAAGUAUUUAUCAGCCAAGGCGUUCUGACCGUCGCGUGGAAAGAUGAAACUCUCGCAUGGUCGAAACGUGACUUCAACGUGAGUAGGAUCAUCGUUCCAGCAAGUGCAUUGUGGGUACCCGAUCUGGUCAUUUUAAAUGACGUCAACAACAACGGCCACGUUACAACGGAUGGCAUCAGAGUCGUGUUACACUACACCGGCGACGUCAUGUUCAGUGUUGGAGGUAGACGUGAGACAUACUGUCGUAUUGACGUAACCGAGUUUCCCUUCGACACUCAAAGGUGUCAGAUCCGCUUCGGACAGUGGGCGUCUAUCAACUCCGAAGUACGAGUUACUCCAGCGUCCAGCAACAUAGAUCUGAGCGAUUACGUUGGCAACAACGGCGAGUACACCAUAGUGCACACGAACGUGGAGACUGUCACCCCUGAGUUAAGCAAUCAAACAGAACUGCGGUUUUGCGUGACAUUUACCCGAAAGAGUUUGUACUACAUUCAGCUAUGUGUCCUGCCCGUCAUCCUCCUGUCGGUUCUCAAUCUCGCCGUCUUUCUCGUCCCGAGUGAGAGUGGCGAGAAGAUGACUUUGGGUAUUUCAGUCUUUCUCUCCUACGCUGUAUUCCUCACCAUCAUCCACGGCUUUCUCCCUGAAAUCUCAGACACCAUAUCCUUAUAUGGCAUCUAUCUAAGCAUCAUGGUCUGCCUGAAGGUCCUGACCUUGUUGCUCUCCGUUGCCGUCCUCAAUAUGCACCAUAGCAAAAGCCAACAGCCUCCGCCAUCUUGGAUUAUGAAAUGCAGGCUGCUACUCCGUUGCAGAAGAAUGUCCUGGCACCUGGCACCCGAAACAGUAAUUGAUCCAGAUGACAGCGCCAAACUCAAGGCUGUCCACACUCAGUCAUGGCAGGAUGCUGCUCUAACUUUGGAUCGAAUGCUGUUCUUCAUAUUUUCUACUGUGACAUUUACCGUCACGGCAGUUUUCUUCUACGGUCUCACCAAAUGAUCACCCAUCCACCGGGGCAAGGUACAUUUGUCUAUGUGUACUUUUGUUUGUUUUUCGAUGUAUUCAGCAGUGCUGCAGCUAUGCCACGACAGCCUUUAAUUAAUGGAACUUCGUUUAUAUAAGUUAAUGGUUGAUGUUAUGACGGUCCGUUGACACGAAGUGAACAAGAUCACACACCCUACCACCCAUCUUGCUUAGUCACUG
Molecule: messenger RNA, 1801 nt
Organism: Haliotis rubra (blacklip abalone)
Lineage: Eukaryota; Metazoa; Mollusca; Gastropoda; Lepetellida; Haliotidae
Product: acetylcholine receptor subunit alpha-like
Exons: 1
Coding region: 404-1597 (397 amino acids)
Biological process (GO): nervous system process; regulation of membrane potential; monoatomic ion transmembrane transport
Cellular component (GO): membrane; neuron projection; synapse
Molecular function (GO): neurotransmitter receptor activity; extracellular ligand-gated monoatomic ion channel activity; transmembrane signaling receptor activity
Source: RefSeq, a predicted model, not a curated record